Messenger RNA from Paramecium pentaurelia, 940 nucleotides. NCBI's taxonomy places the organism in Eukaryota, Ciliophora, Oligohymenophorea, Peniculida, Parameciidae. The record is from the annotation of a GenBank genome assembly.
AUGAAUGAUUUCUUAAGAGAUUUCUUGAUUGGUGGAGUAUCAGCUUCUAUAUCAAAGUCAGCCGUUAUCCCUUUUUAAACGAUAAAAUUAUUAUAUGAACCCUAAGAUAGUGGUCUUUUAGGCUGCUUCAUCAGAGUUUGUAAACAAGAAGUAUAUUCUAUUUUGAAUUUAUCAAAGCCAAUUUCUGCCUUUUGGAGAGGUAGUUUGACUAUACUAACCAUGUAUGCUCCAAAUAAAGCAUUGAACUUUGCUUUUAAUGAUGUUUAUAAAACUCUUUUUUGUUCUUAUUGUAAGUAAUAAGACUCAAAAGAAUAAAAAUAUCUUUUAUUCUUAGGAAAUAUGUUAUCAGGUGGUUCAGCUGGCGGAACAUCUUUGUUGCUUAUUUAUCCACUUGAUUUUGCAAGAAAUAGGUAGGAUAUAGUUAUUUCUAAGAAGAUUGGCAGGUAAUUCAAAAGUGUGAUAGAUUGUGGUAAAAAGGUUUAUAAGUAAGAAGGCUUGCUUGCAUUAUAUAAAGGAUUCGGAAUUUAAGCUUUAGGUAUCAUAGCAUAUAGAAGUGUCUAUUUUGGUUUUUAUGACACAGCUAAGGAAACUAUCUUCAAAGAUCGAAUGAUGAGCAAUUUUGUUUCUAAAUUUAUUGUUGCUUACUCGAUCUCUUCUACUGCUGCUAUUGUAUCGUCUCCAUUGGAUACUAUCAGAAGAAGAAUGAUGAUGUAAUUAAGUAUUUUUUAAUCAAUAUUAAUUAAAAGGAAGUCCUUAACUUAAUUAUAAAAAUAGUAUUGAUUGUACAGUCUAAAUAUUUAAUAAGGAAGGGUUCAAGAGUUUUUUUAAAGGAGCAUUCAAUUAUCCCUAAAGAGUGAGCUCUUCUGCUUUGUGCUUAGUCCUUUAUGAUCAAAUAUACUAAUUUAUUGCCCUAGGAUCAAAACUUUAAGGAGGUGAUUGA